Messenger RNA from Protopolystoma xenopodis, 459 nucleotides. The record is from the annotation of a GenBank genome assembly. NCBI's taxonomy places the organism in Eukaryota, Metazoa, Platyhelminthes, Monogenea, Polystomatidea, Polystomatidae.
AUGCUUUUCGAACUUUUAAUUUUAACUCAGGUCGGCAAGCUCCAACGCUCUUGCAUACGUGACCCUGUUCAUGUCUCUACACGAGUCAGCAAGUAUCAAGCUGUCUCAACCUUACAGCAGUUCAUCUUAUUGGUCCCUCAAGAUGAAUUGGACGCGUAUUUGGUUCAUCUCAUACGAGUUGCGCUUACUCCAACUAUGCCGGCUCCUGGCCUAGAUAUGCUUCGAUUGACGUCAAUCUCAGAGGAGUUGGGCGAUGAUUUAAGAUCCGACUCCAUAAUUGUUUUCACGCGGACACGUCUGGCUAGUAAUCGGCUUUGCCUUCUUUUACGACAGUUUACAACGGCUCCUGUUGUUGCAUUGAACGGAGAUAUGCCGCAAGCCCAGCGAGUGGGCGCCCUAAAUAAGUUCCGGCGUUUUCCUAGAACUGUUCUGGUCGCUACGGAUGUUGCUAGUCGGUAA